GAUCAUCAACGAGGUAGUUUAUUGCACUUGUUAGAACCUCUUAGUAGGAACCCGAUUCCAAAAUGUCCGCUAUCUGUUUCGAUGUUAGCGCUUCAAAUAGAAUCGACGCGAACAAACAAAGGCUUUUGCACUUUCUAUAAAGACAGAGCGGCUGAGUCGAAUCAGAUAAAUUACGUUCCGAGAUAGCCCAGGAGUUGUUUACUUUUGCUUUGGGGACAGUCAUGCCUUAAUCUACAAGUACGGCUUAAUCUUUGGAUCGCAAGACGACUUGCUGUAUCAUCGUAAAAAUCAUUGUACGGUGCUCUGUUUCUCGGAUUUACUCUCAAAAACCUUCGGAGUUUCGUCGCGGUUCGACAAGUGUUAGUCUAUUCGGGUCAGUGCAGUGCCUGAGAAUUGUACUCAGAAAGCUAUGAUAUUGAUCGACGUGAUAGUUUUCAGCACACUGAAAGACUUUAACAUCGCAGUCUUUGAGUUUACUUAGAUCAGUCUUUCGUAUAAAGUAUGAUCAGCGUUUUCUCUCGAACUCUACGUUUCGAGCUUUACAUCCGGCAUCGCUGUUAGGCGUUCUAUCGGACGGCUGGUUCUCAACAGAAAACACAGUCUAUCUGUGCCCGGAUUCGAACCUAGAUUACAGCGUGUCCCUAAGAUUAGCCGGCAGAUACGCUACCCAUAGAGAUAUUAAGCGUAUCGAAUAUCUAAGAAUGUCUCCUUGUGCAAUGGAUUAGUGCCAAGUCAGCAGCCUAUCUUCUAGAAAUGAAUUAUUAAGACCCGUGUGAUGGGCAGGUAACUACAUGGGCCCUCGAAAUGUUAAGCCUUCGUUCAUGAAUUAAUUCCCCUGUGGGUCUCAUGUACAUUGCAGUGACGAGGUCUGGUAAAGGAAACAUUGCCACGGCCCACGUUUCUCUUAAAAUUAAGACGUCAGUUGUCGAGUAUAUUGAGGACGCGAUAUUGUCGCAAUUAUUUUAAAAAAAGAAAUUUUUUGUAGUUAAUUUAAAAGAAAAUAUAUUUUCGCACUUUUUCUAGUUCUAUUGUACGUCGUAUAAACUGGCUCGUAUCCGGCCGCGUUGUCUAGCUCUCGUAGCGCAGCUAGGACGAGGUCGCUAAGAGUCGAUCUUAUUGGCGAUAAAAAAUACUUCUUUUCGUCGUCACUGUUGCCGCCGAUUUUGGGACCGAUGUAUGCCCUACAAGUCUGAUUCUUACAUUGGUGGUUAAUGGGCAGGCAGCGAAGCGUUUUGAACUCCCGUCGAAGAGAAAGGCGUUAUUCGUCUAAGAAGUAUUCCCUUUGCGCUUCUAAUUUAUAUUAUCUCCGGCCAUUUGAUCACAGAAAGGAGCUCGCAAAUUUAAACGCUUAAACAAAUUGAUAUCAUCAGUGCCUUUUGCGCAGGCAACUACCGACUACUGGCUAUUCGUGACAGAGUAAAUGUUUCCGUCCCAUUUCAACUGCGGCACUGUUCAGUUCUUAGUUCCGAGCGAUCAACGUGUCGUGUGUUUCUCAUAGAAAUUGGGUAUUGUCAUUACGCCUCGGUCUAGCGGUUCUCAGCUGAUCUGCAAAUGUUGCUAUGGUAAAUGACAACUAUCCUUCCUUGGAUGACAUUCGCUCACUCUACAUAAAUUAGUUGAAUUGAAUUCUCAAAAAACUUAUUUCUUCGUAAAAUUAUCAAUAAAGAAUAAAAAAUUAUUACGCCCAAUCGAAAACCUACAGUGAUAGGGGGUAGUACAAAAUCAAUCGCAUUAUGCUUGGCCAUUUAUGUUUGGCCAUGUGUAUUAACCUACAAAAGAGACAAUUUGUUUCAGUUUGUUUUCGCCAAAUUUACAUUUAAGAUAUUCAAAACAGUGCUAAAAACGCAAACUGGUUAUUUUAGUCGCUUAUGGCUUCACAUGCACUCGACAAAAAGUAGGAAAGCUUUGCCCGUCAAAAUUUAGUCACCGAAAAGUUCAGCUAUGAGAACGACAUUUAAUUUCGUAUUUAAUGAAUUUUGAAAUGAUGAUGACGACAUUCAUGGGAAUAAAAUCAGCACGCUCCAUACAUGCAAUUCACUACCUCUUCUUCACUAUUUGUCUCGUAAGGAGGAGGUUUGAAAUCAAAUACGUAUAUUAGGAAAUAAUUCCAAAGCAAAUGCUCACUUAGUAGAACAAGUAAAAUAGACUAGGAAGCCAUCAUCUGCGAACGGACAUAUAGCGGUCCUCUCGCCCCCUUUGCGAGGCUGGGACUAACCUCCCACCGUCGUUUGUUGUUCUCCUUCUUUGCGCGGCGAGCAUCGUAAUCCUGAAGGGAGGAUGCAACCCCACACCAUUUUCGCGCUGACUGCACUGGUUGUAGUGUAUUCGUCCGCUGGUUUGGCAUCAAAGAAUCCGCGUAGGACUCGUGGAGAAUUCCGGCAACUGGAUGCAAAGGAAAUCGAAGAGGAAGAACUUGGUGAGCUUGCGCAGUUCGCAGCAACGACUGUUGCAAAAGCCGAGAAACGAGCCUUUCAUGAUGCUGUAUUGAACAUCACCGAAGCACAUCAACAAACUGUUGCGGGUUGGAAUACGAAAAUGAAGCUGGUUGUUUCUGAGACAUCAUGUCCUAUUCACAAUCCUUUCGACGUGGGACAAUGCAUUCCGAAAAAUGCCAGUAUCACCCGCCAGUGCGAUGUGCUCGUUUAUGAAAGGCCAUGGGAACACAUCAAGGAACUUACCUCAUUUUAUUGUCAUUAAUAAUUUUGAUCAAAUUAUGUGGCUAACAUACAUAUAGUUAUACGAAUAUAAGUUUCCUUGCAAUAAAUUCAGUUUUGCACGUCAAUUACUCUAUAUAAGCCCGAAAUUCACUUUUAUAAGGAGCUAUUACUCUUUCUUAUUAUAAUUAUUUCUAUUUUAUUUACUAAAAGUAAGAACAAAAUUAUUUACAUAUUCGUUUAUUUAUUUCGUAUAUUGAAAUCGUUUCCAUCAACUUAGAAGAUAAAGAAGCACAAGAUGCACAGAAUCGUGUAGAUUAAGUGGAAUGUAUUUUUAUUUAAGCUAUCCUUUACGAUAUUUUUUCAUCCUAAUAUCGAGCUGAUCUAUCUUAAUUUCUCAGUUUAGAUGAUUCUAAAUACGAUAACUGUAGCAAUGUUGCACAAUCACGUAUGAAAAUCUGCUCGAAACAAAUUCCAACGGAAAUAAAACAUUUAGAACAAACUCCUUUGAACCGUUGUUGAGCUUCGUAUGUAGCCGUUUAAUUAAUAAAGCAGGCGUCACCUCGCGAUAACAUAAAACAGACAAAAAGUCUUUUCAGGAACAAAAAUGUCAUUCGAUAAUGGUCUAAUAAAUCGUCAUUGAUCUUCUAUAAAAAAAUUAUUUUAUUAACAAUCUAAUAUAGCUUUUUUGUAUUGUGACGUCCCAUAUUAAUAUUGCGCAUGUUGCGCGUUGGCCUUAAAGCCAGGCACCAGCACUUGCAGAUAUUUAACUUCAAAUGAGGAAUACUACGCUGUUCGGCAAGUAACUGCGAUUUUUGUUUAUUGCAUUGCUUUUCCAGUUCGUUUUUCAACGUCUUCGGCUAUUCCAAUGUGAACAAGUCCUUGGAAUUACCUUUUCGGUGUAGUAUCAAGGAUUUCCCCCACCUAGAAGAUCAAGUCGAAGCGAAUCUUGCUGACUUAGCUAAGAUUUCCCUAAUAGAUCUAUUAAAUGACUUGAUAAUAAUUUAUCAUAGCAACCAUCUGCCAAUAAUUUAAAUCUAACGAUGGCUGCAUGUCCAUGAUUACUAUGGUGACGCGUUCAAAAGAAGGAGCAUUAGCCACCUAGACAACACCGCUCCUUGUUAUAACUCGUUUGUUGAUAGUUUAACAUUAUAUGGGGAUAACCAAGAAAACUUAUAAAUAAUUAUGUUCCAAUUCAACACCACAAUAACAACCCUAUUUAUGAAAAACUAAAAGUUCAUAAUAUAAGUAGCUAUGAGUAAACUAGAAUCAUAGCGAUUCUUUUGAAAACUACAUAUUAAAAAUUCCAGAGUAUUAUAGCUAUGACAUAUUUUGCCUAUCAUCGCAUUGUUGAUAAAAUUUUGGUCGUUAAUAAAAUGGUUCGAUCAAACACCGUUCUCCUCAACGUUGCCAUGAAGUCACAGGUCGAAUCCGAUUUAUUGAUAUCUCCGUUUUGUCUCGUGAUAAAAUUUUACUCAGAGUUUGUAUUUCAAAGAUGAGCAUGUCAGCUAAACAAGAAGUGAAUUUACGACACCAAGUUUUCGUUGAACCCAGAACAUUGUCCCUCGUAUAGUGACAACUCAGCAGCUAAACGAUGUAGGCGCAUGUAACAAUUCUCUGUCUUCAAAACAGGGUCAAAGUAGUCCUUGAACUAUAGAAACAUACUGAACUGCUUUUGUCAGGUAAAAAUGCUAAGCUCGAACGUAGCAGGCCAAUUAAAAAAUGUAUUCUUAGCUUAGAUAUAUGUUGUACAUCAGUCGAAAGUUUUUUCGGCAGUUUUUUUUUGCCUCAGUGCACGGCGAGUGUUGAAAAUGUUGCUUUCAUCAUUAGAAUACUCAUUUUUGGAACUCAAUCUCAAGGUUAAACUUUAUGAUCUGGAGACAAGACGAUGACCACAUUAUAUGGGAAAGAAAAGGACUUUCUAACGGUAUGUAGCACUUGAUCAUCAGUAAAUGAAAAAUUAACGAAACGAAGCAAUAAGCGGAAACCAUUAUUACUUUCUAAACAACCUAAUAAAAACAUCGUAACGCAAAACCCUAA
Messenger RNA from Varroa destructor (honeybee mite), 4694 nucleotides. Its product is annotated as cystatin-2. Gene Ontology annotation, cellular component: cytoplasm; vesicle. Gene Ontology annotation, molecular function: cysteine-type endopeptidase inhibitor activity. Lineage: Eukaryota; Metazoa; Arthropoda; Arachnida; Mesostigmata; Varroidae. The record is from RefSeq and is a predicted model, not a curated record.